AUGGCCAAUAUUAAUAACAGACGAUCAUUACUUCAAAGACACCGAUGGAAGUUGUUGAUAUCUUUGUUCAGUGUAACGGCACUUUGUGCUACUGGUUCUAUUGUAAUGUUUCUAGUCAAGAGGUGGCUAUACAGGCAACAAUUACGAAUCAGUGAGGAUCAUUUCAUAAGGGAACAAAUGCGUAGAAGAUUUAUACAGACCCAAGAGGAUUCAUUAAGAACUCUGUGUCAAUUAAUACCCGUGUUUGCAAUAGUUCUUAAUAAAGACGAGUUAAAUAUUGAUGAAUUGUUUAAUGAAUUGAAGAAUAAGAAAAGAGUCACCGAAGAGUCCACAAAUGAAGAAAAUAUUGAAAAAAGUAAAGCUGAACUAUGGAACGAAUUAAAGAGCAAUAGUAUUGUGAAAAUUAUUACCAUUACAUAUACAGUGUCUACUUUUUUCUUAUUGACAAGAUUACAAUUGAAUAUGCUAGCUAGAAGAGAAUAUUUGGAGAGUGCAGUGAAUAUGAAUGUAGAGAAAAAGAAAAAUGAUUCCAAGGGACAAUACUCAAUAAUGGUUCUGAUAAGUAGGUUUUGGAAUAAUUCUAACAAUCAAGAUAAUAUCAUCAAUUCAACGAAUGAGAAUACAAUAACUUCAUCUACCGGUUAUUCCAUGGAGUCGAACAACAACAGUAAUAAGAUCGCAUAUAUCAACGAACAAGGCUAUUUAUCACUUUCAUGGUGGUUAUUGAACAACGGAUACAAAACAUUUAAAAGAUUAGCACAUAAGUAUGUUGCGAAAGAAUUCGAAACAAUUAAUCCUAGAGAUCAAUUGACCUUAGAAGAGUUCAGUAAUCAUCUAAGUAAUGUCUUUCAAGCGAUCAACAAGGAUAUUUUGAUAUCGAAGGAAGAUAGUAUUAAUAUACGGGACGUUAUACUUCCUAGUGACAAUGAUUUAUUUACUGUGUUGCAACAAACGUUAGAUCAAAAUGAAUUAGAACUAUUACAAGAGGAUGACACAGUACUAAGAAGAUUAAUGCAUGAACUAACACAAUGUGUACAAAGUAGUGCAUCAAAUAUUGUUCUUGAGAAUCUAGUGAAUGAGUCGUAUCAAUACAUUAUGAACCACAUUGAGGAAAAAGUGAUAGCCAAGAAUCAAAAGACUUCCAAUGUCUCUGCAGAAUCGUCAUUUCAAAUGGCUUUAUUUGCCAUAGUAUCAAAGGAUACAUGCCGUGAUAUGUUAGCAGACAAUACUAGUAAUAAUAGUAGUGAUGCCUCUAACGAAUACUUACAAUGUCUAGAUAGAUUAGAGGCCCUAGAUGAUUUGAGUUCCAGUGUUUAUAGUAAUUUCAAUGUAUAG
Molecule: messenger RNA, 1335 nt
Organism: Maudiozyma barnettii
Lineage: Eukaryota; Fungi; Ascomycota; Saccharomycetes; Saccharomycetales; Saccharomycetaceae
Gene: PEX3
Product: Pex3p
Exons: 1
Coding region: 1-1335 (444 amino acids)
Biological process (GO): protein import into peroxisome membrane
Cellular component (GO): peroxisomal membrane
Molecular function (GO): protein-macromolecule adaptor activity
Source: RefSeq, a predicted model, not a curated record